Messenger RNA from Nerophis lumbriciformis (worm pipefish), 1101 nucleotides. The record is from RefSeq and is a predicted model, not a curated record. Lineage: Eukaryota; Metazoa; Chordata; Actinopteri; Syngnathiformes; Syngnathidae.
AUGCUGGGCUCGGUCAAGAUGGAAGGUCAGGAGGCUCCGGACUGGACUUGCUUCUACGGCGAAGAGGUGUAUUCUCCCAUGGCGGCGGGUCUCGGAAUGGGUUCGGUGUCAGGCUACGUGUCGGCCGGCGGUGGCGGGGCUGCCGCCUUCAACAUGCCUUACGGCGGGCCUGGCGUAAGCCCCGCCCCUGUGUCGGGGAUGGGCGUGUCCUGCCUGGGCGGCGGCGGAAUGGGAAGCGCAGUGAGCCCGUGCGGCAACGCGGGUCAGGCGGCAGCGCAGCAUCACUCUGUGUACGGAAGCGGCGGAGUCAGUCCCGGGGCCCAGUACGGGGGCGGCGGCUUGAGUUUGACCCGGGGCCGUGACGCCAAGCCGCUGAGGCGCAGCUACCCGCACGCCAAGCCACCGUACUCGUACAUCUCGCUGAUCACCAUGGCCAUCCAGCAGGCGCCCGGCAAGAUGCUGACCCUCAGCGAGAUCUACCAGUGGAUCAUGGAGCUUUUCCCUUUCUAUCGCAACAACCAGCAGCGUUGGCAGAACUCCAUCCGCCACUCGCUGUCCUUCAACGACUGCUUCGUCAAAGUGUCCCGUUCGCCCGACAAACCCGGCAAAGGCUCCUACUGGACGCUGCACCCCGACUCGGGGAACAUGUUCGAGAACGGCUGCUACCUGCGCCGCCAGAAGCGCUUCAAAUGCGACAGGAAGAGCCUAGCGGAGGGCAGGAAGGAGCGCGAGUCCGGCGGUGGGUCACCCUGCGCCGACGCACUCAAGCCCCCAGGACUGGCCCGGGGGUCCCCGCUGCCCUCAUCCAGCCGAUGCUCGCCGCCCGGCCCCGAGGGCGGCAAGCUGCCGGGCCCUCAGCUACUGUCCACUCUGUGUUUGCCCCCACACGGCAUGGAUCUGAAGGGCGACGCCCACUACGCCUUCAACCACCCCUUCUCCAUCAACAACCUGAUGUCGUCCCCGGAGCACCACAAACUGGACCUGAGGGCCUAUGACGCCUUGCAGUACACGUCUUACGGCAGCGCCGGUAGGGGCGGCGACCCGCUGGAGGUGCCCUACUACCAGGGGGCUUGCGGCAGAGCACUGCUCAACACCUCCUAG